This is a messenger RNA of Porites lobata, 14765 nucleotides long. Lineage: Eukaryota; Metazoa; Cnidaria; Anthozoa; Scleractinia; Poritidae. The record is from the annotation of a GenBank genome assembly.
UGGUUUCUUUCAGUCUUGUUUAGUUUGGUAGAAUUGAUAAGCUGUGUCAUCCCUGAACCCUUCAUUAUAUUUGGUAAUACUGUGGACAUACGUCGAGUCAACCUUGAUGGUACCGGCUACAAUUAUGUCGUCCGUGGCUUAUCCAAUGUUGUUGGUCUAGACUUUGACAUACAAACACAAAUGAUUUAUUGGUCAGACAUUACGGUUAAGAAAAUUCAGAGGGUCCAUAUUGAUAAUGGCCUCGUUCCUGGGAGUGUUGAAGAUUUUGUAGUAGAAAACUUGGGAAUUCCGGAAGAUUUGGCUGUUGACUGGAUGGGCCGUAAACUCUUUUGGACAGAUGCUAGUAAUAAAAUAAUUGAGGUUAUCAAUCUGGAUGGUACAGAACGUCGCGCACUUAUAAGCACGGGUCAUGACAAACCAAGAGCUAUUGCUCUUGAUCCUGGCAACAACAAAGUUUAUUGGACAGACUGGGGCAGUGAGCCCAAAAUAUUGCGUGCAAAUAUGACCGAUGGAUCAGCCAAAGAAGUGCUCAUAAGUUCGGGUAUCGUUUGGCCAAAUGGGGUUGCUUUAGACUAUAUUGACAGUAAAUUGUUCUGGGCUGAUGCUAAUACAGACAAGUUAGAGAAGUCUGAUUUUGAUGGGAAGAACCGCAGGGUUCUCAUUGAUCAGACUCGUGUUUAUCAUCCUUAUGCAAUGACGCAAUUUGGUGAUCGGAUAUACUGGAGCGACUGGCAACAGCAUAGUAUUGAACACUGUAACAAGGAUAGAGGAGAUGACAGGGUGAGAAUCACUGGAGGCAUGACCAGGCCAACAGCUUUACAUGUUUAUCAUCCUGAUCGACAACCAGGUGCAGGUAAGAUCCAUUCUGAUUUAGCACUAGUGUUCGUAAUUUUGAUUAAAGAUAUAUAAAUACAGUCCCGUUUUGGGCGGAUUUGGAAGCAAUUGCGGUGCUUCCACAGUGUUUAAUAUCAGUAGUCACGCAUAGAACAGACCCGGGAAGGUAAUCCCAUAAAUUUUGGAUAGGUGUGUGCCGCCCAGUGUCUUAAACCCUGACCCUAUAAGGGGCAUAGCCAGCCCAUAGACCUGUUGACCCGGGCCUACGAAUUUUGGUUUGAUCAUUCUACUGCUUGUAAUAAUUGCCAGUAAUUACCAGAAUGUGUUGUUGGGGAGAGCAAAAAAGCAUAAGAGCUCAUAGUGUUGGUGAUGUUAGUGUGUACUAGCCAUGCAUACAGUUUUUAGGAUAUAAAAAUAAUAACUGAAAUGAAAGUCUGCCAGGCCUACAACUAGUCAAAAAGCUGGCUAUGCCCCUGCCUAUUUAAAGUUGAGAAAAAUGAACACUGAUACCCUGAAUAAGGCCAAAACCUGAAAAAUGAGACCCAAUUUGAGGGAAGAACAAAAGCUAAGAAUUUAAUGGAAACACAUAAAAUCUUCCUCAAAACACUUUCCUAAUACUCUAAAGUAAAGUUCUGUUUUAACAGAUGAUUUGCUUCUUGUGUAGCUGGGCAUUUACACACUUGAAGUUUUUGCUAAUACAGUGUAUAAUAGUGCUACCCUUUACAGAUCACACUGUGGCACAUACCUACAUGUAUCUAACCCAAAUAUAGGGGUACCACUCCCCCCCUCCCCCCGGAGAACAGACUACAGACUACAACCUGUACAAGGGUGCUUCAAUCAGCUUGUUCCUGGGCAGACUGUGUAAUAAUUUGUACUCUCAUCUAGGGUCUUACUUGUGACUGCCUAUUGCUUUAUUUGCUGUAAUGUAAAUAAUGGGAAUAGAACCAGAUGAGAAGCACUAGCAAGAAAAAAGUGGCUUUUAUAGCGUAUUGCGGCACAUGCAUGUGGUAAAGCUGAAAUAAAUAGAAAAAUCUGUGUCAUUAUGCAGUUACAACAAUCCAGUGUAAAAUAAACAUAAUUUAUGAAGCAAACAAAACAAGAUGUGGUAACAUUAAGGCAGCCAGAGAAAGGGUGCAAUGCCCCCUGCUUUUUUUUGCUCCUUCUCCAAGUGUUUUUGAAGCAGUAGAGGAUGCAGGUGGACAAAGGAGGGAUCCAAACCUGUUUAUUAACUUUUUUGAUAAACCCUCUCUAAAAAACUUAAAUAUUACUACCAAUUCACUUGAUUUCAUUGCACUUUGCCUUUUUUGGGCAUUAAUCUCACACUCCUUUCAAACUUCACAAAAUCUGAAAAAAAUUGAAUUUUGUACCAUUUUCAGACUUCAACGAAUGCCUAGUAGGCAAUGGAGGUUGCAGUCAUACAUGCUUGGAUCUGAUUGGUGGAUUUAGAUGUCUCUGUCCUUUAGGAUUUGAACUCAGCUCUGACGACAAGACAUGUCAGGGUAGGAUUUUAUUCACCUGAGACUUCAUCUUUGAAGGAAAAAAAAGUAACAUGUUUUUGUGUAUAUGCUUUCAGAUGUAAAUGAGUGCAGUUACAAUCGUGGAGGAUGUGAACAGCUAUGCAUCAAUUUCCCAGGAGGAUACAACUGCUCGUGCUUGCAAGGCUACACUUUGCAGAGUGAUGACACAUCUUGUAAAGGUAUAUUCAAUUAAGAAUGUGAAAAUGGGCAACAGGGUAGGGAUGAGGACCAGAACCAGAGAAAUGGCAAUUGAAAUCCUGGGCAAGGAGGGUGGGAUAACUCCCAUAUAAAAGAGUGGGGAUGUGUAUCUUUUUAAUGGUGUACAGGUAACUUGCAGUUUUUCGUAUCAUUCGGGUCUUCAGGGUGGAAUACCAAUAUUUUUAGCCUGGUAUCACUUAGGGCUGAACUUCAAGAAAGCAAAAGAAGAAAAAUAGAAAGGAAGAUAGGAGCAUUGCGUGGUAAAUAUUCUGUAUUGCAAUUAAGUAGCUUGCAGGUGCCAAAUAAAGAUUGAACCACCCCCAGAUUGGUCUGCCUUAGGGAUUACAUGUUGUAAUUCCAAUUUUCUGCUGAGCAUUCCCACCCCUUUCUUGUGGAAGUCCUUUACCCAGAAUGGAAGUUUCUGGGUGGUAGAAAAAAAGUAGGCAGAAGCCAGAAGGAGGAUUCGAAUAUGUUAAUGCACAGUGUGGGGUGAUCUUUAAUUAAACCAUUUGUCUCUGGAUAUUUUGCCAAAAAAAAAAGCCAUUUAAAGCUAGCCAAUGUCACCAGCAUAUAUGGGGAUGUGGAUCCAUGUAGGUGUUAAUAAUAGUGGUAAUGAGAUGUGAAUUUAGCUGAAACUAACUGGCGUCUGCCAGUCAUCUUGGCCAUGACACUGUAACACUGAGGCUUAAGGAAAUAUUACGAUUUGAGAGUCUGCAAUUUUCUGAUCUGUAACAGUAACUUAAUGUACAUGAAUUGUAUUUCUUUUCAGAUGAAGAUGAGUGUCGCAUUAAUUGUGGGGGUUGUGAAUUCAGCUGCAAUAAUACAGAAGCUUCAUAUUUCUGUUCCUGUCGCUCUGGCUACAGUCUAGCAGCAGACAAACAUUCCUGUGUGGAUAUUAAUGAGUGUCAGACUCAUGCUCAUCGUUGCCCAGGUGAUCAACUCUUUAAUCCCUAAGAGUGACCAGCAUCAAAUUUCUCCUUGUAAUAUCAAUGCUUUGUAGAACGGAGUGGUUAUGAGAAUUACAGACAUGAUCACAUAAGAUGAAUUUUCUUGAUAUUUUAUCAACUUCUCCCCACUACUUGAUCUUAGGGUUUAAAGGGUUAACUCAGUUUCAUGUGAGUGUACUCUAGCAUCUCAUCCACAGACUCAAGAGUUUACAAGAACUAAAAGCAUAUUUUGUUUUUCUAAGACUGGAUCAGUGAAAUAGUAUGUGAUCCUCGAAGGUAUCAGUAGUCUUUCAUGGGUUACUUGUCUCUUCACCCUUUGAGAUGAUCAUUUUGGACAAGACAGGUCAGGUCAGGGGCAAGUCUCCCUCUGUUACUUGUAACGCUGUAACACAGACCAAGCUGCCACAUGGAUGGAGGGGCAGCAUCUAAACUGCCCCCCUCCAUCCUCACCAUAUCUGUGCAGAUGAGGAGGGUGGCAUGCAACCUAGCAGGAUGAAAAACAAGACCUGUCAAAUGGGAGUUAGCUCAUUGUCUGCCAACAUCCAGCAUGCUACCUUAGGUAGUAUUGGCAACACACCAAUUGCACACCCCCAGGUAUCAAAAGGAUGAAAAAUUCUGUCACAGGCCAGAGAAUGAUGAUGAUGGUGAUGAUGAUGAUGAUUUCGGACAUUCUUUUUGUACUUUCACUAAUGUGAACAACACAUUUCUAACUCAUAUUUCAAACUCUAGCAUCUCAUUUAAGUACAUGCCAGUCCCAAUCUGAAGUUGAAGCUUAACAUCAAGAGGCUAUUCUUUUCUCUUUCCAGAUCAGUGUGAGAACACUCCAGGAUCUUACAACUGUAUUUGUUCUUCUGGACUCACUUACAAUCCUGUAACCAAUAGCUGUGAUGACAUUAAUGAGUGCACAACCAGCCAGCAUUCCUGUCAGCAGCUCUGUGUCAACACACAUGCCAGCUUCAGAUGUGACUGCAACCCAGGUUUUCUACUGAAUAGUGAUCAGAUUACAUGUGGAGAUAUCGAUGAAUGUAGCCAUUCAAAUCACUCCUGUCAGCAUCGUUGUGUGAAUACUUUUGGAUCUUAUGUUUGUAGCUGUGAUGCUGGUUACAGUUUGGCAGAUGAUGGUCACACCUGUGACUUGUUGGAUUGUGGGAUACCUAAGGGAAUUGAAGGAAUUGUGGUCAAAUGUGAUGGGACUGUGGAUCAAUACAGGUAUUAAUGAUCAGAAAAAACAAGUUCAAAUUAUAAUUUUUUGGAACGUUGGCACAAGCUAAUACCAGUACUACUUUAGUUUGCUCUUCUUCACAGAGGCUCCAACGGGGCAUUUCAGUAGGAAUAGCAAUAAUUAAAUAACAAUAAGUGAGUGGUGGAUGACGGAAAAAGAGAAAAGGCAACCUUUCUUCUUCUCUUUCCUCUUCCCAUCAUCCCCUGCAUGCUUACAUUUCCCCUCUCCCCAGUCUCCCUACAACACAUAAAGGCCUCUGCAGAAGACAGAGGUGUUAGUUGCUUUGGUUGGUCAUUACAUUGCGUUUCUUUGUCAAAUAUCGUAAUCCAGGUUCAAGCUAAGCGAUAGUAAGAUCUCAGUGAAACAGUGAAUCCAAACACCGAUAUUUACCAUGGCAAUCAAACCAAAAAAGCAAGGAUCUUUUUGCCCUUGUUGACCAUAUUUUAGGCAGGAGGUUUCUCUACGAAUCUAUUUCUAUUAAACGCUGAAGAUUCAGGAUUUUCUGGAUUCAGCUAAGGUGCACCGGAAUAAGGUGUAAGAGUAAAGAGUAGGCUGAAUAGCACUAGAUUCUCCAAUGUAAUUAUUUUCGUCAGAAAAAUAAUAAGAACCAAUAGAACAACCCAGUUUGGUCUAAGUUUUUUUUGGCUAAUUACAAAUUUUUGUUAGAUCCUGCUCAGGCAAACUUGGGAAAAUGUAGGUUCUUACUCGCGGGGUAGUAUUGUAUUAUACGGAUCCGAAUUCUUCCACGGAAAUGCUACGCCUCCCAACUGCUUCAUCUAACUGAAAUAUUCCUCUACCUGUGUGUGUGUGUUUUCAGGUUUGGUAAAGAUUGCAUUGUGACCUGUACAACGGGAUUUCUGAUUGGCUCAAACACCAUCACGUGUCAAGCAUCAGGCCAGUGGAGUGCCAUCACGGCGCAAUGCGCAAGUCAAGCCCCAGGCUCCAACAGUCCUCCUCUCAGAAUCUUGCUCUCUUCCCCGCUUAUUCCCGAAAACUCUCCCCGUGAUACUGUUGUGGGAAAACUGGCAACGGUCGAUGAUGACGAAGAUCAGGUCUUUUCUUAUGCGAUGGUUGACGGAGCAGGUGUUUUUAGAGUUGACAAUAUGGCAGGGUUAUUGACUGUGAGUGGUGAAUUGGACUAUGAGAGACAAUCAGUCUACACUGUGACUGUCAUGUCUACAGACAGUGGUGUUCCACAGCUUUCCAUCACUCAAAACCUUACUGUUUAUGUCACAGAUGUCAACGAGCCACCAAGUAAGUUUUUAAUGGCUCAUCAAUGCGUCUCAUUAUAGUAAAAACCCGAGAACCGGCUUUCAUCUGCCUGAACUCAUUGUACACAUUUUAUCUGAGUAGGAUCCGUAAUUGAGAGGGGGGUGUUUAUGAAAAAAGCAGAAGAGUUCCUGGAAAACAGCGCAGCGCCUUAAAAGCAGGUUACAACUAGGUGUGACUAUUGGGGACUGAAAUUUUAAGUACUGCAAUUGUUUUGCAGUAGGUCGCACGGAUAUUGCGAUAGUGGAGGUACUAUUGCAAUAGUAUUGCGAUAGUUUUCAAAACAUGAAGGGCAAAAGAAAUGGACAUUGGGUGCGCAAAACAAACGCGGGUCGACAGGGUAAAGUUAGAAAUACGUUUAAUUAAUUAGUAAUGAACGUUUAGUUUAAUUAGUGAUGAACUUAGCUACAAUCCUGGCCAGAAGGUUUUGGGACACCUCCCCUUUUGCACGUGAUUUUGUAUGGAAUUUGCAGCUAACCGGCUAUACACACUCAUAAACACGGCCUUAACAAGAUUUCUCCCCCACCCCCCGACUAAAGUUGAGGUCCAUAACGUGUGCAAGAUAUGUAAAGGGUGUUUGACCUGUAACACCCAACACUGUCCAGGGGAAGACGGGGAUUAACUUGAAUUGCAUUUUCCUUACACGAAAUACAGAAUGUCCCAAACGUUCUGACCAGGAUUGUAGCUGGUCUUUAAGAUUUCGUUUGGUUUCUCCUUUUAACAGGUCCGCCAACCAUAACCUCCUCAGUAGUUUAUGAGAAUGCCUCUCUUGGAACUGUUAUUGGUGUUAUUAACUCUUCUGAUGCUGAAUCUGGACAUGAAGUCAUUUACACUCUGCUUGUGAAUGCUGGGGAUAGAUUUCGGAUCGUUGGUCAAGAACUUCGUCUUCAUUCCAAACUGAAUUACGAAGAGGCUUCGAGCUUUAGCAUAACAGUUGAAGCAAGGGACGAUGGUUCUCCCAGACUGGCUAGUGUAUCGGCUAUAAACAUCACAGUUAUAGACUCUAAUGAUCCUCCUACACUCCUCAUUUUUAACGGGGGAUUUAUCCCUGAGUUCACUAAGGCUAGCUCUGAGGGAACUCGUAAUGGCUCUGUGAUUGGUAACUUCACGACACUAGACGAAGAUGUUGGCCAGUCUCAUGUGUAUUCAAUCUUAGGAAAUAACGACGUGUUUGCCAUCAAUGAAUCCUCACUAGUGGUAGCCUGGGCCGAGAAAUUGGACUUUGAAUCACGUGGUCAAUGGAUGUUGCGUGUGCGCUCUACUGAUCCUCUUGGCAGCAGCGUGACCUCUGUGAUUGAGAUUCGUGUUCUUGAUGUGAAUGAAAAUCCAAGUGGGAUUGUCUUAUCUUCAGACUCUUUUUUAGAACAUUCACCAUUGAAUACAGUGAUUGGUUCUUUGAGUGCGCUGGAUCCAGACCUCCGCGACAAUCACACUUUUGCGCUUGUAGCUAAUCCUACUGGCAUCUUCACGGUUGAAGGCCAUACUCUGAAAGUUUCCUCAGAUGUCGAUUACGAAAGAACAGUUAAUCCGUGGACAGUUCGCCUGAGAACGACCGACAGCGCGGGGCUUUCGUUUGAACAAGACUUUAAUAUCACAGUUCUUGACAAGAAUGAACCGCCAACGAACAUUAUUGUCUGGCCCAGGAAACCUUGCGUGUCAUCAUCCGGGUUAUGCGUGGAGGAGAAUCGACAGCUGGGCUACAACGUAGCUAACGUAACGAUGGAAGACCCAGAUCGAGGUGAUUCUGGAAAAUGUGACGUCAUUAGUGACGACAUCUUCAAGAUCGAAAACGAUGCUUUGUUAGUGAACGGGCAAAUCAACUAUGAGAAGCUUGAUCACUCGCACGUGAUAACAGUUGAGGUUAGAUGUAGAGAUAAAGGCGGGCUUAGCAUCGUGAAAAGCUUCAAUGUCCGUGUUGUGGAUGCCAAUGACGCUCCAAGCGCCGUGUACUUGUCAAACCAGAUCGUAAGCUCCAAUGCCUCUGUGGGGAGUCUGGUAGGGACAUUCACCGUUGUAGAUGAAGAUCAAGGCGAUUCUCAUUUCUGCUAUCUUUUGGAUCCAGAUAGCUUGUUCAAAAUCUCUGGUCUUCAGCUCCUCGUCGGAAAACCACUGAUAAACGCAACAUCGUCUCGCCACCCCGUUGACUUGUUUUGUUACGAUAGAGAUGAUAUAAGCUUUCCUUCAAGACUAUUUAUCGAAGUGAGGAGCAACAUUUUGCUGACGCAAGUGAACAUCUCUUUGAAUUCCUCACACAUCAAGGAAAAUAAGCCAGCGGGAAGUCUUGUUGGGCUUAUCACGGCGAGGACUUCGGACUCUAAUGAAACCUUGGUCUUUCAAUUGGACGAUGACGCGAAUGGAACUUUUGCUUUGGUCAGCGGAGAUACUGUGAAUUAUAGAGACCUGGUGACCACACGGCCACUUGACUAUGAGCAGCGGAGUAAUUACCAAAUCGUUAUCCGCGUCUACGGCAGUGGAGGGGCCACUAAUUUUAAGGUCUUCGACAUUCAAGUAAGAAAAUAGCUUUUGAAACCCCUUAAUUAUUUCAUCCAGGUUUUAUCAGGGUCAGAAGGUUCUGUUUUGAAGAAGCGCGUUAUCGCAAAAUCGGUAUUAGAUUGACGUAUUCCCAGCUCCGUUUCAUUUUAUAACUUUGUAAACAAAAAAAACUAAUUAAAUUUAUUAUAAGGUUUGUUGAAGAAACUUGGCAGCUAUUCCUGCAAUUUGUGUUGGAGCAAAAUACGUCUAAAAUUUUAAGUUACUGCACUUUGUAAAGUCCUGAUAAACCCAGUCGAACCACAGUGUAUCAUGUUGCUCACCUUCGUAAAGUUUUUAAAAACGUUGACCAUCUCCCGUCAUUAUUUUCUUGCAGGUCAUUGACGUUUAUGAGCCUCCGAAACAUCUUGUUCUUCAUCAUAAUCACGUGGCUGAGGGUCUGUCUGGCGCAUUGGUUGGUGUGAUCACAGUGAAGGACCCACAGCUAAACACGCUGUCUGUUGAGCUCCUUGAUAAUCAUGACUCCGCUUUCGAGGUAAACCCGACAAUGGUUGUAAAACAUAAGCUUGCUGUUCGAUUGUGUGCAAAUAAGACACGGGUAUCAAGUGUUAUUGACCCAUUAAGCCUUGUGUUCAUGGUUUGCCAUCUUAACCUGACAUUUGUUGAAAUAUGCCAAGUGUUUGUAGAAGUGUCUCAGACUUUAUAGUGUAGGCUACCUCAUAGAAUAGAGAAACUUGUGUGAUUAGAUUAUUACUUGUUCUAAAUGUAACAUGGCAAAAUUAACGAUGGUUCCAUCUCGCAUGCCCAUAAAAUUCCCGCCCAAUCCGAGCUGAGCAGGAUUUCCAGCAAUGGCGGUUGAGAUCAACGAAGUGUACUGCCUAGCGAAAAGAUUUGAACUGCGAAGAACCUUGCAAAUAAGCAACAAGAAGACGGUAUCUAGAAGGCCAACUGCUGUAAUGGGUCUUACGGACGUGUAAGAACAAAACGAAUUUCGCCGUGGCAAUUAUUCGUCGCCCAGGGAUGCUGUGGGGAUGGGUUUCUGAUGUUAACUCAGUUUGACUUAUCCGUCUUUAUUUUUUGUUUUAGCUUCUUUCCACGAAUGUCCAAUACACUUGGAAGCUCAUGACGCGUCGACCGUUGGACUUUGAAGAAGCCCAGAGCCACCAAAUCACCGUCAGGGUUAACGACUCAAACAACUCUCUGACAACUAAUCAAAGCUUUACCAUUUACGUCACGAAUGUGAACGAGGCUCCGACGUCAAUAUCUCUGAGUAACCUCCUCAUUCCUGAAAAUUCUCCCUUUGGAGCUGUCGUUGGCAUCAUAAAUGUUACGGACCCGGAUGAAGAACUUGUCCCUCAAAACAUCACUUGUGGACUACGAAACGACGCUGGUGGAAGAUUCAGGGUCAUAGGUUGGGAACUAACAGUUUUGAAUUCCCGGAUGUUGAACUAUGAAGCCCCGGAUGGUCCGGAUUAUUUAGUGGAUAUUGAAUGUCAGGAUCAGGGUGGUGAAUCAAUUCAGCAGCAGUUUACUGUGGAGUUAACGGACGUUAACGAGCCACCGCUUAGAAUUGAGUCUUUUUCAAGGAAAUUUGAGGUAACUAUCGCGACAGUAGCCGUAAUAGGAAGAUUUUUCCCUUGAGCGAGUUGAAAACAAAGCAGUUUAGUAAGUUAACUGGUCGAUUGCUCGAUCGCAAAUGGCUCAACGAGAAAACGGCAUUACAUGUACGGCAUUCCGAGAAAAACUUAAGCAAACUGAAGCACGAUGACAUUUGCGUCUAAUUUUCUGAAGGAAGAUUAAUAAAAAAAACAAGAGCGCUCACAACCAAUAAUUGUUUUAGGCCAGUUUUAAAUAAUUCUGCACUGUGGCUUUUCACAUUUCUCCAUGUUGAUAGUCGGUUUUUUUCUUUGCUGUUCAUGUUGUGUGUUGUGGUGUGUUCACAUGCGGCCAUUGUAAUAUGAGUCCUAGGUAGCUGGCACAUGUAUGAUUUAACUUACAUGUAUUGUAGACGGCACAAAUCUCAACAUCGGGAAUCAGUUUUGCAAGGCGCCGUGAUAAUCUCUCCUUAGUCUCACUCUUCUUUUUACCCUCACUCCGGGCUUAACUCCAGACCUUUCUUUUGACCGCUUCCUCAUGUGUUCUCAACCCAGGCAAAAAUAAGGUAUUUUUUGCGGUCGAGCUUGCAUGGUACAGGCGUUUAGGCUUGUUUAUAUCUAUUCAUGAUGGAUUAUUUCAUUUCAAAGUGCAUUUGAACACAAGCGCAAGUGAGAUCUACGCUUUGUCAAUGCAAAAUUAUUUUAUUGUUUAUGACCAUUGUCAUCAUUUUUAGGUUGCUGAAAAUCUGAGCCCAGGAGCCGUGGUCGCUGUACUGAAAACAGUGGAUGAAGACAGACGGCAAAACCACUCAUACAUCGUCACGCCACAAGUAUCAUUUACUAUUGAAGGAGAUAAACUGAUAACUUCUGUAAGGUUUAAUUACGAAAAACAGGACAGCUACAACUUGAACAUUACCUCAACUGACAGCGGUAACGAUAGCUUUACCCAGGAGGUGGUAGUCAGUAUUCUAGACGUCAAUGACGUGCCAUCUGGAAUAGUGCUACCACAAGGGACGGAAAUCGCUGAAAAUGCUGAGGUAUGUGGUUUUUGUGAGAGGAAGGGGUCGCGCAGAAUCAAGGUCUGACACCCCACUAGGUGCAUAUCUAUGCUUAUUUACUCCGUUUUACAGAAAUUGGUCAGUUUUUUCAUAAUUAAAGUUAAUUUUUCAGUAGAAUAUUUACUGAGGAAAGUGGGACCAGCCAAUAUCCUGUCUGAAUGACUCACAAACUCAGGAAAGGAGUGUUUAUGAAAUAAUACUACGGAGCAUGCUCACGCACACCCCACUGGAAGCGCUCGUUGUUUCAAAAAGAAGUCACCAUUUAAUCUACCAUUGGUGGCAAUUUUUUGAGACAUUGUCCACAUUUGGAGUAACUUCGGAGAACAAAACAAUCCACACCCCUCCCUUCCUCUCCAUUCAAUGUUGGAGUGUUUGUUGUUUCCUACAGGUAGCUCGAAGAGCGGCAACGCGUUGAAUGGAGGGGAUGGGGAAAGGACAGCUUCAUUGUCCCCUUUUGAAGUCGGCAAAACAUCAGAAAGCGCCUUAAGGGCAAAGUGUCUCUACAAAUGUUGUCGCCGGUUGUAGAUACGCGUCUGUACAUACUCAUCGCAGUAUUUCAAAUUUUAUCCACGGACUGUCUUUCUUUAAGAAUGUAAGAAUUUAUUAUUUUUUGUUGUAAUCAUUUGCAGGUUGGUUCACUUGUCGCAGAAAUGACGUCAAUAGACGAAGACAGUGGCCAGACGCAUACUUACGUCAUUUUGGCCCAGACCCCCUCUGGUACUCUCGUCGUUGGUGACGUAAACAAGCUGUACGUUUCAGAUAACAGCGGGCUAGAUUUUGAGCUACACCGUCAUGUAAACCUCACUAUAACGACUACAGAUAGUGCUUUGCAUUCGCAACUGUCAAAGGUGGUGACUCUGUCCAUUCCUAUUAUUGACGUAAAUGAGGCGCCCUACGAUAUUCAGCUGUCUUCUGCUAGUGUUAAGGAGAAUUCUCCAAUUAGCACCGUCGUGAGUCUCAUAACAGUGCUGGAUCCUGAUGUCACGAGCUCCUCUCAGCGCUUUCAUUGUCGACUUACAAACGAUGCUGCUGGUAGGUUUGGAGUGAAGAUGAACAUGUCUAGAGUGGAGCUGUACUUAACUGGCAAUGGACUGGCCAUUAAUUACGAAAAGCAUGCGUCUCAUAACAUAACGCUCAUGUGUAGUGAUAGCGGCGGACUGUCAUAUGAAAGAGAGUUCGUAAUUCAAGUAUUAAAUGCCAACGACCCACCUUCAAACGUGAUUUUCUCAGCCUCGCCAGGCGACACAAUUCUUAACCCAAAUCCACCCCGGAACAUUUCAGACAUCAAGCUUAUAACCAGGGCUAUUGUAACUGUCAACGAAACUGCUGAUGUCGGAAUCACAAUUGUGGCGUAUGUACAUGUUAUUGACGAAGACAAUAUUAACAAUCCCUCUCGGCCCCAGACGCAUGCUUGUGAGCUCGUGAGCAAAGCAGAAGCGAAACUGCUCGUUACUGUAGAUGCGCAUGCGCCCUCGAGCUCCCGACGAAAACGUUCGAGUGAUGUUGACUCUGUGCCGUCUGAGUUUAUGGUUCAACCUGGUACCAACUCUAUCUUAGUCCGUGAAAAGCUCGAUUAUGAAACUCAAACCAGUUAUUCUCCUUAUGUUAAAUGUACGGAUGAUGGUGUUCCCAAAAUGUCCACAGUUGCGCCUCUGGUUGUGUUUGUCCUGGACGUUCCUGAAGCACCUACAAACGUCUUGCUGUCUUCACUUACGAUCCCGGAAAGUGUCAGUAACGGAGCAAUCGUAGGUAACUUUACGGUGGUAGAUCCCGAUUUCACGCGCACGGGUUACUCGUACGAAUUAACGUCACGUGGAGUACCGUUUCGCCUAAUCGGACGUGACAUCGUCGUGUCACGCACUCCACUUGAUCACGAAACCACGCCGCUUAUAACAGUGCAACUGACAACGCGCGAAGUACUAACGGACUUGAAAUUUGUCAAAACGUUCGAUAUUGCCAUCACUGAUGUCAAUGAGCCUCCGACCAGCGUCACGUUGGACGGAAGGACGAGUGUGAGCGUUCUUGAAAAUGCAAGAAUCGGUGACAUUCUGGGAAAGUUCCUUGUGGAAGAUCAGGAUGUUAACGACACCUUUUCUGUGACAAUCGAGGGAGAUCAAAAUGAGAUAAUCGCGGACUUUGAAGUCAAUGGACAAUACCUCCUGGUGGGAAGCCAGUUAAAUGCCUGGUCUCGUGAUCGGUACGUUCUCAAGGUGAUAGCCACCGAUAGCGGUGGUCUGAACACGAGUAAUAUUCUGACCAUCACCAUAGUAGAAGUAGAUUUGUGCUCGGCAAAUCAAAGCUACUGCAGUCCGUAUGCCAUUUGCUCCCGAGCGGGCCCGGGACGGGCCUCGUGUAUUUGCAAACUUGGUUUUACUGGUAGUGGAUUUUUGUGCGAUGAUAUAGACUAUUGUAAGCCCGACCCAUGCCAUCCCGUUAACACGAUCGGUGGAUGUAUGGAUGGGUUUGGUGGGUGGAGAAAUUAUUCAUGUAACUGCAAACCCGGAUGGUCAUCUCCUGAUUGCUAUGCAGAAAUAAACGAAUGUCUUCCUAAUCCGUGUAAUGUCAGUGGAACAGAAAACUGCGAGGAUCUCAUCGAUGAUUUUAGAUGUCUUUGUAAACCAGGUUUCAGUGGAAAACUUUGUGAGAUAAAUAUUGACGACUGCGAGCGGGCCAAUUGUCUUAACGGUGGCACAUGCGUGGACAGGGUAAAUGGCUUUGUUUGCUUAUGUAAAGACCCGUUUAUUGGGGUGAACUGCGAUACUGAUGAUACUAUCUGUCGAGAAAAUCCGACAAUUUGUCCACGUAAUGGGACUUGCAUUUCAUACGCCGAAGAUCCAGCGAAGUUUACUUGCCGCUGUGAGGCUCCCUGGGGUGGAAACUGUUCAGGUUGCGCACCAGGUUAUGGCGGACAAAACUGCACACCGUGUAUUUAUCCGUGGACUGGGGAGAAUUGUGAGUUGAACUGGAGAAACUGUAACCCCAAUCCUUGCCUCGAAGGUGGAACCUGUUAUCCCUUGAGAGGCGAAGACUUUUCGUGUGUGUGUCCACCAAACUUCCUGGGAAAGAUCUGCGACAUAACUGCUGACACUGCCACAGACGGCAGUGAAAGCAAAUCGAGUGCGAGAUUGAGCCCCGUGGGACUCUACUCACUAAUUGCCUGCAUCGGUCUGCUCGUAAUUGUCAUCGUUAUCAUACUUCUUAUUUUGUGGCGAAGAAGACGAAGAAAAUACCGCUCUCAAAGUGCUCGAAUAGAAUAUCACACCAGACGAAAAGCACCUGAAGUGAGCUCACAUUUCAGGGAAAUGAUGGCGCAAACUGGUGGGUACAAUUUUGAAAACCCUGCAUUUAUUGCGGAACCGAUAGGAGGUGAAAUAUUUAGUGCUCGUCGGGAGGUUUCCAAUACUGAGAAUCGCAACUCUUCAGUAACAGAGAUAAGAAUCUCAGACGACACAGUAGCGAUUGCACGCGACAACCCAAUGUAUGAAUCCGCUGAUGAGGUGUUGAGGAAACACAGGGGUGUAGUUCAUAAUCCUAUAUUUGUGGACGGUUCCUUGGAAGAAGAAAAUGUAGAGGAUAAAGGCUCUCGCCUCUGGCAACAACCUGACCAACUGAAAUUCUCCAAAGACUUUUUCUAA